GCCUUGGUCAUAUCCAAUCGGUAAAAUGGGCAUGUUGUUCACGGAACUUACACCAGGCGGUAACCCUUGCACCGUCUCCUGCUCCGUCUUUCGAGCCCGCUGAGGAAAGAAAUGUGUUUUCUAGGCGGCGCGGACGCCGCAGCGUGGUCUCUUCUCCGGUGUUCAAAUUGCUCAAAAGGUUUACGUCCCCAAUGUCCGAGCUCGAAAGGAGAGUCCUUGCAUUGCAAAAUACGCAAGCGCCAUCGGAUGUCAUGCAAUCUCAGUCGUUGGAAGCAACCCCGGAGUCAGAGGCAGCGCUUUCCCCUCGUUACACGGACGAGGAGUUAUUCUCAGUGUAUGAAGACUUGAUACGACUUACUCAACAACCGGUAGAGGUCGCGAAGCGCUCUAAGGAAGACGGAGAGACACAAGCCAUGGUUGAAAUGAGAGAACGGGUCUGUGUUUAUAUGCGCGAUGGAGACUUGGAGAGCGCAGAAAGUACAAUAGAGUCUUCAAAGCUUUCCGGUAUCACACUACCCGAAGACAUCGUGAAUAUCGUGCUCGGAUAUCACGCAUCGCAUGGAAAUAUAGAACGAUUUGAAAGAUUCAUGGAAAAUAUUCUAACCGGCAAACCUUCUGAAGCUCAACGAGACCUGCAUAUCAAGUCGUACCUGCGCGACCCGGCUGUCUUUGCAUCGCGCGCAUUCCCCACUCGUGCUAUCGACCUUCUGCACAAGUACGAAGCUUCUGGGCUCCAUGCCCCCAUGAAAUCCUAUUCACGCAUUAUAUCCUCCUUAUUCUCUGUCCGCCCCUCUCCUUCACCUCCCUCGAUAUGCUCAACACCGGACGCACCAUUAGGAAGACUGGCUGCGAAUUCGCAAGCUUGGGACCUUUUCGCGCACAUGCGCUAUGUUGCGCACCCGACCCCAGAUGCUCAUCUAUACGCAUUGCUGAUCCGCGCCUGUGCUUCAGCUUCCCUAUCUCCCGAACCCCAGCGUGCCCUGGACCUGUGGACUGAGAUGCUCGAUGCGGGAAUUGUGCCGACCGAAGGGACUUACGAUGCAGUGAUCCGUGCUUGUGCGAAGGCUGGAGGAGGAUGGGUUUCGGAGGCCAUCAGGUUUGCGCGGCAAAUGCGCGACCGCUUUAGACGCGGUUCUUCUGAAGUUGGUGGUGGGGACCUUGAAGGGGUUGGUGGGCCACGUACUUGGACAGCUCUGCUGGACGGCUGCAAGCGUGUUGGUGAUUUGGCCCGUGCUAGAUGGAUCCUGGCAGAAGCUGUAAGAGCUGAAAGUCUAACUGAGGAGAUGAUGCAGCACAUUUUCCACGCUUAUGCCGCAUAUAGGCCCCCAUUCCAAAGGGGUGCAACCAGGAUCGUGAACGACGGGGCGGUUGUGGCACCAGCUUCAAAUCAAGACGGGCCGCUAGCAAGCGCUACUGAGUGCUCACCAGACCUGCCUUCAGAAUCUGCAGGUGUUUCUUCCGAUUCCGAUGGAGUUCCGAACGAUUUGGCUUAUAUAGCCACAAUGCCUUCAUUUUCACACCUCCCGCCCCAAUCACCAGGCGAGGUCGUCGCAGAGGCUAGGGCUCUCUUCGAUAGAAUCCUUCAAGAUGCCAACCCUACCUCUCGUUCAUCCUCGAACAUGCCUCCCGACCCUCUCGCUGGAAGAUUCAAUGUCAGACUCACACCACGCCUCCUCAAUGCCUACAUAUCUGUGUAUUAUUCGCAUGCAAGUCUCGAACGUGCGCGCGAUGUGUUUGAGAGGCUGCUUUCAUCUUUUGGCGUGGACCUUAUGGGUGAUUCACGCACUUAUGCCGAUGCCCUCGAGAGGUGUGCACUUUCAAGGCCGCAUGAACGUGAUAUUGCAGGAAAAUGGGUAGAUGAGCUAUGGGCACGUUGGGAAGAGCUUGAGCGCGAGUGGGCUAAUGGGGCUACGGAGACGACAGUAACUGCCAGGCUAGUCGAGAGAGCGCACACUGCUGUCAGAAGAGUCCAUUCCUUAAAUGGUGAUGUCGACCGUGCAAUUACACUGCUACGCACAUUUAUGUCACGAUAUCCUCCGACCGCGCUGCUGCCUCCAGCCCGCAAUCCAUCGUCUGCUCAUGUAGAUGCUCAAGAUGUCAUGAAAAAACGUACGAUCACCCUCUUCGCAAAACCGCCCAUCCUCUCGACACGUACUAUUCUCAGUAAUUCAGCCGCUACGCCUCGACCCCUCGUGCGCCUCACAUCAGCCAUCGGUCCACCUGACGAGCGUGUACCGCCUUUGCUGAGUUUCGUGGAUGUGGAGUUGUUGCAUGCCCGAUUAGUAGAGCAGGGUAGGGGUAAAGAAGUUGGAUUUCUCAAGUGGGCUUGUAAGGCGUAUGAGGGAGCGCUGAGAACUCGUAGGGAAGCUGUGCUUGGAGCACGGGUUCCGGCGGGAGAGGAUAUCCGAUGAACUAUCGUCCAUGCGGCCUACUAUGUGCAUGUUGUUUGCUCCAGGAUAAAAAGUACGAGUCUGUGUCGCAAAAAAGGCUGACACCAGAGUUGCGCAUAUAACAUUUUUAUCUAUCAACCGUCACUGACUUGGCGGUAGCGACAAUGUUUGCAAAUACUUCGAAACUUGGUAUGGCACCGUAAGCACACACUGCAGCGAGCUGGGUGAAAUUUAUCCAAGAAGUCUAUUAGGGAACCGAGGAGCAGCGCCGGAAGGCUUGUUUGACAUAACAAGUCGUCGAAAAAAUAAACAAAGUUCACAGGACCAUCGUCGCCUGUUUGCUCCCAAAUUUUGUGCAACGUUCUCAGUAUGUAAGAAUUGUUCUGAGGAAAAAUGUUGAUAGUACAGCAGAACGUCGAUAGCCUUAGUAAUGGAUCAGCAGGCCCCUGGCCCCCGGAAGCUCCCUAUAAU
Messenger RNA from Suillus fuscotomentosus, 2861 nucleotides. RefSeq lists its product as uncharacterized. The transcript is spliced from 7 exons. Gene Ontology annotation, molecular function: protein binding. The record is from RefSeq and is a predicted model, not a curated record. Bases 192 to 2411 code for a protein of 739 amino acids. Lineage: Eukaryota; Fungi; Basidiomycota; Agaricomycetes; Boletales; Suillaceae.